AUGUUCAAAUUCAAACUUGGUCGUAAACAACCUGAAGAAAAUGAAGCGCGGCGCCGACUUCAGAAAGAUUUGUUUUCUUUCAGCAAACUUUGUGAUCGGGGUUUUCCGUCGCGGCCAUCUGCGAUUGCGUAUGAUUUUCAAUUGAAGUUAGUUGCAAUUGGAACACAUACUGGCGACAUACGAAUCUACGGACAAGCGGAUUUUCAACUGUCAUAUAAUCUUGAUUCGACAUCGAUACGGAAGAUCCUCUUCUUGAAUAAUCUUGCACGAUUGUUGAUAUUGACAUUGGACGGUUAUCUGCAUUUACUCGAAAUCAAUAAUUCGCCAACAUUACAAAUCGAUCGAAUAUGCACAUCGAAUGAAGAUGACGGAGCGAUCCUGAAAAAUACUCAAACGUUGUGUUUGUUAAGAAACAAUUCGAAUUUGUUAAUUGGUGUAACAAAUGGAAAUAUCUAUUCGUUUAACAUCGAAACCUUCACAUUGAACGCUACGCCUGUCAUUCCAACGGAAACUAUCGAAAAAACAAUUGUUGAGUACUGCAGCGGACGAGUAAUUCAUCCUGGCGCCGUGCAAUCGAUUGUUCAACACCCGACUAACGACGAUAAAGUUUUAAUUGGCUAUAAGAAUAAACUUAUCGUUCUUUGGGAUUUGCCAUCGAAUAGUCACGAUCGAACUUAUAUCUAUAAACAAGAAGUGGAAUCCGUUUGUUGGUACAAUCAAGGAAUGAACUUUGCCACGUGCCAUAGUAACGGAAGUUAUGCAUUAUGGGAUCCUAAACAACAACUGAAUAAAGUUGACAUCGAAAAGAUUCCAUACGGACCGUAUCCAUGUACGCCGAUGACGCAAAUUUGUGUCAAAACGCUUCGAAAUGGUGAUCCUUUAAUUAUAUUUGCCGGUGGUUUACCUCGUUCAAGUUAUGCGAAUAAGCAUAGUAUUAGUUGUUUAUGCGAAAACGAACAUAAUGCCGAACGAACAAGACAUAUUGCAUUUGAUUUUACUACACAAGUCAUUGAUUUUUUUACAAUCGAUAGAGCUCGUGACGAUCCUGAAGCUCUGGUCGUUUUGUUAAAUGAAGAAAUCAUUGUGAUUGAUCUCAUCACUGAUUCUUGGCCUUUGUAUCAUAUGCCAUAUUUAAAUAGUAUUCAUGCUUCACCUGUUAUAUGUACAACAUUAGUCAGCGACGUCAAUACAGAAUUUUACAAAAAGCUCCUCAAUUAUGCGUCAAUACAAUUCGAAGAUUAUUCAGAUCGAAAAUGGCCGAUAACAGGUGGAGAAAUAAAUCAUCUUAACCAUGAUUCACAACAAAAGAAUUUAUUACUCACCGGACAUGAAGAUGGAUCAGUACAAUUUUGGGAUGUUACAAACAUCUCUAUGCCACUGGUUUAUAAACUAAAAACAAAUGAUUAUUUUCAAGUUGAACAAGCGCCCGUUGAUGAUGUCGACGAAGAAACAUGGCCUCCAUUCAAAAAGACUGGUACUUAUGAUCCAUAUUGUGAUGAUCCUCGUUUAGCUAUACAAAAAAUAGCCUUAUGUACACGAACUGAUACUCUUAUUGUUGCUGGAACUGCUGGGCAAGUUCUUACAUUUCAAUUCACUUCUGAAGCUAUUGAUGUUAACGUCAACACGAUCACUGUAAAUUUACUGGAAGGUUGCGAAAGUUUCGUAUGGAAAGGCCAUGAAGAAUUAAAAACAAAAUCAACUUUUGUUCCAUUUGGCUUUUUCGUUACUUCAGCCAUUCAACUCUAUCCACCUGCUGCUGUUUCAGCACUAGCAUUGUGUUCCGACAUUCAAAGCUAUGCUGUCGGCACAUCUCAUGGUUUUGCAUUAAUCAAUUAUCAACAAAACCGAAUUCUCACUGCCAAAUGUACACUUGAUCCCAAUGCCUUGGGCAAUACUACAUCCAAUACACCAUCGUCGAUUGGACAUUCAACAUUAAUUCGUGGACGGUCAUUGAAAAAAUCGCUUCGAGAAUCUUUCCGACGUUUUCGUAAGGGAAGAACAACGAAAAAAGCAACAAUGGUAACAACAAAUCAACGAAUCGAUGAAAAUAGUCCAUUGUCACCAACGAAUAUGCAUUUGGAGGAAAUUACACGUGUUCCAGUCGAACGGCAAGUCGAAUUUCGAGAAUUCAAACAAAAUGAUGAUCAAGUGUUGAGCAUGGUUCGAUGCUUAUACUUUGCCAAGACCUUUCUGAACAGUGUCAAUGAUCGCACACGUUCACUAUGGAUUGGCACUAACGGUGGGCAUGUUUACGUCUACUCAAUCGUUGGUUUAGAAUCUCAGUCGAGUAGUCAAGUUUCUAUUGCAACAGAUCAAACAAGCACGUGUUCAUUGGCCAAAGAGAUUCGCUUGAAACACAAAGCACCUGUGUUAAGUAUUGCUGUACUUGACAAUGCCUAUCAAUCAAUCGGACAAGGUUCGAAUAUUCCAAUGAAAGAAUCGUCAUCUGAAAUUUCAUCCGCAUCAAUGUCAGGCAAUCCAGAACAAAUCAACACGCAUAGAGUACUAAUUUGCUCUGAAGAACAAUUUAAGAUAUUCACGUUGCCACAUUUGAAACCAGUAUGUAAAUACAAAUUAACAGCAACUGAAGGCACACGAGUACGAAAAAUUAAUAUCAAUCAGUUCACAUCGAAAACAGACAAUCCAAAUGAAUCUCAUUCCGAAUCGUGCCUUGUCUGUUUGGAUAACAUGGGCCAAAUAAGUAUCUAUACAUUACCAGCACUUCGUCGUCAAAUAUUGUUCAAUUGUAUAAAGCCAACCGACAUAACUGCUCUGUCAAGUUUUCAAUUUACGCCUUACGCACAUGCUUUUUACUUACAGUCAUCACCCGAACUAUGUGAAAUCUCAUUUUCACCGCAAAUGAACUUUCCCUAUUCCAGGAUGAUUUCCUAUGAUAGACUUCAACGUAAGACAAUCUUAAGAUCAGUCGAAGAGAAAGCAAUCAAACAAGCGAACACAAAUGAAAUACCCUCAAAGGACUCCAUUUCAUCAUUGACGCCUACGUCACAAAACUUCGAAAGUCAUAAAACUGAACCUGAAGAACCUGUAUCCAUCACAACAGUAAAAUCUGAUCAGACUGGCAAUAACAGUGGUUUUAGUACAAAUUCUGAUUCAGCCAUAGAUAUCAACUCAGUAAAUAUCACCAAUGAUCUUCCGACAUUUCAAUCAACUCCAAUCAAAGUUGAUAUUGAGCCAUGGAUAACAGUUUCAUCCAAUGGUCACGAUCAAUUGCCAUCGCGAGCAUCACCAAAAUCAAGUAAAAAAACUGCUGCUCCACCCCCACCUCCUCCUCCUCCCAAGCCGCCUCGACCGAUUUCAGUCAAAGUUCGUCAGGCGCCUAUUAUAACCGAACUUCACGCUUUCAAUGGUACAAAUAAUCAAUCGUCUGCCAUACAUAGUUAA
Molecule: messenger RNA, 3402 nt
Organism: Adineta ricciae
Lineage: Eukaryota; Metazoa; Rotifera; Eurotatoria; Adinetida; Adinetidae
Source: the annotation of a GenBank genome assembly